AUGGCGGAACCCGUGGACGAGCUCGCUAAGCUCGAGUACCUGUCCCUGGUCUCCAAAGUCUGCACGGAGCUCGACAACCACUUGGGCAUCAACGACAAGGACCUGGCUGAAUUUGUGAUAAACCUCGCAGAGAGAAAUACAACCUUUGAUGCAUUCAAGGCAGCCUUGGUGAAGAAUGGUGCUGAAUUUACAGACUCCCUCAUUAGCAACCUGCUGCGUCUUAUACAGACGAUGAGACCGCCUGCAAAACCUUCCACUAGCAAAGAGGCUGUAAAACCGAAAACCGAAAAAGAAAAGUACAAGGAGUUGUUUCCAGCCCUCUGUAGACCAGACAAUCCCAUUGUCAGGACAAUGCUGGAUGAAGAUGACGUGAAGGUAGCUGCCGAUGCCCUCAAGGAACUUGAAGCUUUGAUGCCAACUGCAGGCAAGCAGGAGAAGCACCGCAGCAGUGACGACCACAAGAGAAGGCGGAGGAGCCGCAGCCGCAGCAGAGGCCGGGACCAAAAGCGGAAGCGGAAGUCGCCCUCUCAUUCCCGGACGAGGGAGCGGAACAAGGGAAAGUCCAGGUAUCGUUCCAGGAGCAGAAGCCCCAGCUGGGACCGCAAGGAGCGGGAGAAGCCUGCAGAGAAGAGCAGCGAGCGAUGGCGGGAUAAGCACGUGGACCGGCCCCCACCGGAGGAGCCUUCCAUCGGGGACAUCUACAACGGCAAAGUCACCAGCAUCAUGCAGUUUGGCUGCUUUGUCCAGCUUGAAGGACUCAGGAAGCGCUGGGAAGGACUUGUCCACAUCUCAGAGCUGCGCCGCGAGGGGCGUGUUGCAAACGUGGCCGACGUGGUGAGCAAAGGGCAGAGGGUCAAAGUCAAAGUUCUGUCCUUCACUGGCUCUAAAACCAGCCUCAGCAUGAAGGAUGUAGAUCAAGACACGGGAGAGGAUUUGAACCCGAACAGACGUCGGAACCUCGUCGGGGAGUCCGAGGAGGCAGCCAUGAGAAACCCAGACAGGCCAACCCACCUGUCCUUGGUCAGCGCUCCAGAGGUAGAGGACGAUACGCUGGAACGGAAGCGCCUCACCCGCAUUUCUGACCCUGAGAAGUGGGAAAUCAAGCAGAUGAUUGCCGCCAACGUGCUUUCCAAGGAGGAGUUCCCUGACUUCGACGAGGAAACGGGGAUCCUGCCAAAGGUUGACGAUGAGGAAGACGAGGACCUGGAAAUCGAACUGGUAGAAGAGGAGCCGCCGUUCCUGCGAGGGCACACGAAGCAGAGCAUGGACAUGAGCCCCAUCAAGAUUGUAAAGAACCCUGACGGCUCCCUGUCACAAGCUGCGAUGAUGCAGAGUGCGCUUGCGAAAGAGAGGCGAGAGCUAAAGCAAGCCCAGAGGGAGGCAGAGAUGGACUCCAUCCCCAUGGGACUCAACAAGCACUGGGUGGAUCCCCUCCCAGACGUGGAUGGGAGACAAAUAGCUGCCAACAUGCGAGGAAUUGGCAUGAUGCCCAAUGACAUCCCAGAGUGGAAGAAACAUGCUUUCGGAGGCAAUAAAGCCUCUUACGGGAAAAAAACUCAGCUGUCAAUCAUUGAGCAGAGGGAAAGUCUCCCAAUUUACCGGCUGAAGGAUCAGCUCAUCCAGGCUGUUCACGAUAACCAGAUUCUGAUAGUCAUCGGGGAGACUGGCUCCGGGAAAACGACACAGAUCACGCAGUACCUUGCUGAGGCUGGCUACACCUCCCGCGGGAAGAUUGGCUGCACCCAGCCUCGCCGAGUGGCUGCCAUGUCCGUGGCCAAGCGGGUAUCGGAGGAGUUUGGCUGCUGCCUGGGACAGGAGGUUGGCUACACCAUCCGGUUUGAGGACUGCACCAGUCCCGAGACGGUGAUCAAGUACAUGACGGAUGGGAUGUUGCUGCGAGAGUGCCUGAUCGACCCGGAUCUGACGCAGUAUGCCAUCAUCAUGUUGGAUGAAGCCCACGAGCGCACCAUACACACCGAUGUGCUGUUUGGUCUCCUGAAAAAGACGGUUCAGAAGAGGCAAGACAUGAAGUUGAUAGUGACGUCGGCCACCUUGGACGCGGUCAAGUUCUCCCAGUACUUCUACGAGGCUCCCAUCUUUACCAUCCCAGGCAGGACGUACCCGGUGGAGAUUCUAUAUACUAAGGAGCCCGAGACAGAUUACCUGGAUGCCAGCCUGAUCACAGUCAUGCAGAUCCACUUGACGGAGCCACCAGGAGACAUCCUGGUGUUUUUGACUGGCCAGGAGGAGAUCGACACGGCCUGUGAGAUCCUUUAUGAGCGGAUGAAAUCCCUGGGUCCCGAUGUCCCUGAGCUGAUCAUCUUGCCCGUCUACUCGGCACUGCCUAGCGAGAUGCAGACACGCAUCUUUGACCCAGCUCCCCCAGGGAGUCGAAAGGUGGUCAUUGCCACGAACAUCGCUGAAACUUCGCUCACAAUUGACGGCAUCUAUUACGUGGUGGACCCCGGGUUUGUGAAGCAGAAAGUAUACAACUCAAAAACAGGAAUUGACCAGCUGGUUGUGACACCUAUUUCUCAGGCCCAAGCUAAGCAGCGGGCUGGGAGGGCUGGGAGAACAGGGCCAGGCAAGUGCUAUCGGCUGUACACGGAGCGGGCCUACCGUGACGAGAUGCUCACCACCAACGUGCCUGAGAUCCAGAGGACCAACUUGGCCAGCACUGUUCUGUCCCUUAAGGCUAUGGGAAUCAACGACCUGCUCUCGUUUGAUUUCAUGGAUGCCCCGCCUAUGGAAACUCUGAUCACCGCAAUGGAGCAGCUGUACACUCUGGGCGCCCUGGAUGACGAGGGGCUGCUCACCCGACUGGGACGCCGGAUGGCCGAGUUCCCCCUGGAGCCCAUGUUGUGCAAGAUGCUCAUCAUGUCGGUGCAUCUGGGAUGCAGCGAGGAAAUGCUCACCAUCGUCUCCAUGCUGUCGGUGCAGAACGUCUUCUACCGACCCAAGGACAAGCAAGCUCUCGCUGACCAGAAGAAAGCCAAGUUUCACCAGACGGAAGGGGACCACCUCACGCUUCUGGCCGUGUACAACUCCUGGAAGAACAACAAGUUCUCCAAUCCCUGGUGCUAUGAGAACUUCAUCCAAGCCCGCUCACUGCGCCGUGCCCAGGAUAUUCGUAAACAGAUGCUGGGCAUCAUGGAUAGGCACAAGCUGGACGUAGUGUCAUGUGGAAAAGCAACCGUACGAGUCCAGAAAGCCAUUUGCAGUGGUUUCUUCCGGAACGCCGCCAAGAAAGAUCCCCAGGAGGGCUACCGGACCUUGAUUGACCAACAGGUCGUCUACAUCCACCCAUCAAGUGCCCUCUUCAACCGCCAGCCUGAAUGGGUGGUAUAUCAUGAGCUGGUGCUCACCACUAAGGAGUAUAUGCGGGAGGUCACCACCAUCGACCCCCGCUGGCUGGUGGAGUUCGCCCCUGCCUUCUUCAAGGUCUCUGACCCCACAAAACUGAGCAAGCAGAAGAAGCAGCAGCGCCUGGAGCCCCUUUACAACCGCUACGAAGAGCCCAAUGCCUGGAGAAUAUCGCGAGCCUUCAGGCGUCGGUGAGCCUUCCUCGUGUGCCAAGAACAAACGGUGGCUGGACACGGCACCAUCACGCAGUCCAGCCUUGGGCAUAUCUGGACAACUUGCUAUGUACGUUUCAAGACUAAAAGGUGUAGGGGGGGGGGGCUGGUGGUGAAAAAUGCCAGCUCUUCAAGGCACCGCCCCCAUCAUGGCUGGUCUCAGAGACACCUUUCUUCACGGGAUAGAGAUUUUCUUUUGUUGCCGUUCCUGCGCUGUGCAAAGGUCUAAAGUUGCCGUGCGGUUUUGGGUUCUACUCUGUUACUGAAAGGCCUCCUUUCUCUGUUGCCCCGAACGGAAACCAAAGAGGGAACACAAAGCUCUUG
This is a messenger RNA of Lacerta agilis (Sand lizard), 3899 nucleotides long. It is a transcript of the gene DHX8, whose product is annotated as DEAH-box helicase 8. Bases 1 to 3558 code for a protein of 1185 amino acids. Gene Ontology annotation, molecular function: RNA binding; ATP binding; RNA helicase activity. Gene Ontology annotation, biological process: spliceosomal complex disassembly; mRNA splicing, via spliceosome. NCBI's taxonomy places the organism in Eukaryota, Metazoa, Chordata, Lepidosauria, Squamata, Lacertidae. The record is from RefSeq and is a predicted model, not a curated record. Gene Ontology annotation, cellular component: catalytic step 2 spliceosome; intracellular anatomical structure. The transcript is spliced from 23 exons.